AUGGCCCGCGAGAACAUCGAGCGCGAUCCUGCGACCGCCGAAGAGGAGGACGACGAUGAUGAGGAUGAGGAGGAUGAAGACAGUGGUGGCAGAAGUGGUGGCGAGUUCAGCGAGGAUGUGGCUGGCCAGGGCUUGUCGCCGGGGCGGGCUGGUGUGGCGGCGGCCAUGCUUGCCGCGGUGCGUGAGGUGCACGGUUUUCGGCGCCUGGCUAAGGCGGCGGUCUGGUUCCCUGAUCGUAGUCUUACUACAGCGCGCGGUCAACACGAGUACGAUUUUCUCAAGAAGAUCGGGCGGAAGGUCAUGGCGGUCGACCGUGACGCGCCUGGCGAGGUCCUCAAGCUGAUCGUGGAGCUCCAGGAGGACAUCGAGCGCCGUGCCCACAUUGUCGUUGUGGGCGAGGAGGAGGGCUGGGAGACGGCAGGCUGCCUCGAAGAGGACGAGGGCAGCUUCAUCGCCGGGCGGCAGGACAAGCUCGCCGAGGCUCGGAAGAAGGCCGAGAGCCGCAAGAAGGUCCGUAAGGUGGCCCCGGCGGACUCGCUUUUUCGGUCAGGCCGGGCGGGGCGCAGUCGCGGGGGUACGAGAUAUCCCGCACCUGCCAGGGACGACCGUGGCGUGCCCGCGACCGGGGACCCCCCUGCUUCAACGGCGGAGCCGCGGAGCCAGCGACCGGCGGGGAGGAGCGUCACCUGUUACCCACUACGCCAAGGAGUGUCCCAAGAAAUGGGAUCGGCCGGCUGCGUGAGCCUGCCCCCAUUGAGCGAGCCGGUGGACGGGUGUUGGGGAAGCGUCUGCGUGGAGGAGACGGCAGUGGUGGAGGAGCAGGAGGACAAUCUGGGCGACCUGCCGGCGCUGAUCGAGGAUGAAAGCGACAGCGAGGAGGAGGGGGAGGACGAGUGGUGGCCGGAGAGCGAGUCGGUGGAGGUGGAUGGUGAGGAGGGGCUGCUGCAGGGGGAGGGGCCAGUGCCGCUCUCGACGCGGCGCCGGCGGGAGCCCGGGUGGGACGAGCACUACGAGAGCGACGGACUGGGCGAGACCAGUCCACGCCACCUGGGCACCCCUGGGGCGGGCGUGGUGCCAGUGACGGAUCCGGCAGAGCUGUCGGUGGUCGGCCGCCUGCAAGCUCGGGCAGCGGCGUGGGCCCAGAUCGGGGCAUCCGACCAGGUCCGUUCGUGGAUUGCCCACGGCGUGGCGUUCGAGUUGCGGGCCGAGGUCUCGGAGGACCGGCGCAUCUUCCCGGCGACCCCAGCGCAGCAGACCUGGCUGCUCGCCGAGGUGGAACGCCUGGUCGCCACAGGAGCGGCGGAGCUCAUGGGCAUCGGCCCGUCCAAACCUGCCGGCAUUCGCUACGUGUCGCCGGUGUUCUGCGUGCCGAAGAAGGGACCGAAAAAAUGGCGGCUGGUCAUCGACAUGCGCCGCAUCAACUUGGGGAUAGCCGAGCGGAGGGUGCGGUUCGAAGGGCUGUCGUCGGUGGCCCGAGUGGCCGGGAGGGGGUGGUGGAUGAUCACUUUCGAUCUAGCGCAAGGCUACCACCACCUCCUGGUGGAGGAAGAGUCGUGCCAGCUGCUGGGCUUCCGGGUGGGCGACCGCUGGUUCCGCUACCGCGUCCUCCCCUUCGGCCUACGAAUCUCGCCGUGGGUGUUCACGAAAGUGGUGCGCGCCAUGGUGCGGGACUGGCGGCGUCAGGGCAUCGUCGUGACGUCCUACCUGGACGAUUUCGUCGUGAUGGCGCCGGACUGCGAGGCCCUGCGGCGGAUCCGCGACACGGUCAUUACCCCGACACUGGACCAGCUCAGGUGGCUGCGCGAGCCCACCAAGGGCGAGUGGGAGCCGACCCAGUGUGCGGAGGUGCUGGCGCUCGUCGUGGUCCGGUGGUCGCACACGUUGCGCAGGCACAGGCCAUUGAGCGCCUCGACCUUUGUCAGCCUCCAGGCGCGUGGCGCGUUCGCAGCAGACAAACUGGCGUGGCCAAUCCACCACAAGGAGAUGAAACCAGUCGAGCUAGCCGUCGAUACGCUGGGGCACUACGUUGCCGGCCGGUGGGUCGAAUUCGAAAGCGACAACGUCAUGGUGGUCGCGUACCUGCGCGAUGGUGGUGGCCCCGAUCCGUGGAUGACCGACGUCGUGCGGCGCGUGUGGCUGAGGGCGGCGGCCGAGGGUUGUGGAGUCUACAACGCGCGGUGGAUUCGUGGGAGCACGGACAACAGGGAGGCCGAUUGGCUGUCGCGCUACUCCGACACCGACGAUUGGGAGCUCUCCUGGGACACUGUCGCCGAGCUGGAGCAGCAGUUCGGGGGCUGGGACUCGACCGCUUCACCAACAACCUGA
This is a messenger RNA of Acanthamoeba castellanii str. Neff, 2325 nucleotides long. Its product is annotated as RNAdirected DNA polymerase subfamily protein. The coding region runs from base 1 to 2325 and encodes 774 amino acids. Lineage: Eukaryota; Discosea; Longamoebia; Acanthamoebidae. The transcript is spliced from 2 exons. The record is from RefSeq and is a predicted model, not a curated record.